UCCAGCUUUGUUCUCUUUGAGUUGACGCGUAGCGUAUCAGAUUGUAUCCUAAAUUCCAGAUGCAAAGCAUAAGUAAAUCCGACCACAUUACAAAUCGGAAGAACAAAUAGGAAGGAAAAAUCUACCAAAACUAACUAUAUUAUAUCUUCCAGAUGUGCCCCGCGAUCUUUUCUGUUCCUCUAGUCACGGCGUGCGUUGCGUCGCACACCGGCGAUCGAGCAUGUGGAAGCCGGCAAUGGCGACUCGCCUUCUGCUGUCGCUGCUACUCUUGCUGGCCGUGUCGACGGUCAGAGGAGCAGCAGCCGCUGCCGGGGGUUCCCCUUCUUGGUGCGUCUGCCGGCCGGACGCGUCCGCCGAGGCGCUCCAGAGCACGCUCGACUACGCGUGCGGGAACGGCGCCGACUGCGCCCCGCUGCACGCCGGCGCGCAGUGCCACAGCCCCGACACGCUAGUCGCGCACUGCUCCUACGCCGCCAACAGCUACUUCCACAGGAUCAGCCAGGCCGACGAGGACGCCACCUGCGACUUCGGCGGCGCCGCCACGCUCUCCGAGAUCGACCCCAGCUCGGAAACCUGCACGUACCCGGCAACUGCAGCGGCAUCAACUACGGCCGACGGCACUACAGCAGCGAGCCCGCCGGCGGCGUCAUGGUGCGUGUGCAAGCCGGGCUUGUCCGACGCGGCGCUGCAGGGGACGCUGGACUACGCGUGCGGCCACGGCGCCGACUGCAACGCGCUUCGCCCAGGAGGGCAGUGCCACGAUCCCGACACGCUGCUCGCGCACUGCUCGUACGCCGCCAACAGCUACUUCCAGUCCAGCAAGGACGCCGCCUGCGACUUCGCCGGCACCGCCGCCCUUUCGUCCACGGAUCCAAGCUCCGGAACCUGCAAAUACACCGCCAGGAUUCCGGAAGUAGGGAAGAUGCCACUCUGGUUCUUUGCUAUCGCUUUGACGGUAUUCGUUCUGUACACCUUACUAUUAUGCAUCGCGGAGCGCCCGUCUGGGUCCUCCAGGCCAGCUACGGUUUCAGGCGGCGCACGCGUGCGGGAGGAAACCGGCGGCGGCGGCGGAGAGACCCGUCACGAGCAAUCUUCCACGCGAGCUACGGUUUCAGGCGGCGCGCGCGUGCGGGAGGAAGCCGGCACAUCGGCGGCGGCGGCGACGGAGAGACUCCUCCCGACCACUUGCACCGUGUGUCUUGAGGCCUGUACCAACCAAGGCCUGCACCGCGUCAGCUGUAUUCCCUGCGGGCAUUUCUUUGGCAGAUCAUGCCUAGAGAGGUGGCUGAUGACACGUGGGACCUCUAGCGCUCUGUGCCCUAAUUGCAGAGAAAGUUUUCAGCGUAAGGACAUCAUCAAUCUACACAAUUACAUACCAGAAGAAGUCUCACAAAGUUGACGAGUCCUUCGCAGAGCAAUGUGGGGGUAAUUCUGCUACUCAAAAACUUGCCUCUCACAGUCCUGAAGACACUGCCUAAAAGAUAAUUAGCAUGCCGAGGGCUAGGGUCUUCUGUCUUAGCUCCGUUAGUGUUCAUUCAAGCUGUCAUACACGCAUUACAAGAAGACGGGCGUUACUGGAAACUAACUGAUUUUUUGGGUAUGAAAUCUGAGCUAGGAGAACGUUUAA
Messenger RNA from Lolium perenne, 1627 nucleotides. RefSeq lists its product as uncharacterized. The record is from RefSeq and is a predicted model, not a curated record. Lineage: Eukaryota; Viridiplantae; Streptophyta; Magnoliopsida; Poales; Poaceae.